Molecule: messenger RNA, 2091 nt
Organism: Brachypodium distachyon (stiff brome)
Lineage: Eukaryota; Viridiplantae; Streptophyta; Magnoliopsida; Poales; Poaceae
Product: beta-fructofuranosidase, insoluble isoenzyme 4
Exons: 7
Coding region: 41-1786 (581 amino acids)
Biological process (GO): carbohydrate metabolic process
Molecular function (GO): hydrolase activity, hydrolyzing O-glycosyl compounds
Source: RefSeq, a predicted model, not a curated record
AAUCUCCCCCCCCCCCCCCCCCUCUCUCUCUCUGUCCUCCAUGGCCCCCAUGUCCCAAGCUUGGGCCUUCUCCUUCCUCCUCCUCCUUGCUCUCUUCUCCUCGUUCCUCAUCUGCAGCAGCAAUGGAGAGAGAGUCUUCCUCUACCCACAGUCUCCAAAGGUCUCCUCUAUUGUCAGCAAGAGGUACAGGACUGCCUACCACUUCCAGCCUCCCAAGAACUGGAUCAAUGAUCCAAAUGGACCAAUGUACUACAAUGGCUUCUACCAUGAAUUCUACCAGUAUAACCCCAACGGCUCCCUCUGGGGUAACAUAGUUUGGGGCCAUUCGGUUUCAACAGACCUCGUCAACUGGAUCCGGCUUGAAGCGGCAAUAGAACGGGAUACCCCGAGCGACAUAAAUGGUUGCUGGACCGGUUCAGCCACAAUUCUCACCGGUGGUCAACUGGUCAUCAUAUACACUGGUGCUGACACGGAGAAGCGUCAGGUACAAAACAUUGUUCUCCCAAAAAACCAGUCUGACCCAUACCUGAGGGAAUGGAUCAAAGUGGGAGAUAACCCGGUGAUCGAACCGGUUGGACCGGGGUUGAACUCGAGUCAGUUCAGGGAUCCGACAACCGGUUGGAUUGGACCGGAUGGACUAUGGAGGAUAGCAGUUGGUGCUGAGCUGAAUGGCUACAGUGCCGCACUUUUGUACAAGAGUAAAGACUUUCUGACUUGGACUAGAGUUGACCACCCACUAUAUUCAUCCAAAACCUUCUCUAUGUGGGAGUGCCCGGAUUUCUUCGCGGUAUUGCCUGGCAAUAAGAGUGGAUUGGACCUGUCCGCAGCGAUACCGAAUGGCGCGAAGCACGUCCUUAAGAUGAGCCUGGAUUCCUGUGACAAGUACAUGAUUGGAGUUUAUGAUCUCAAACUUGAUACCUUUGUGCCAGAUACUGUCCUAGAGGACCGACGGCUUUGGUUGAGAAUCGAUUAUGGCAAUUACUAUGCUUCGAAGUCGUUCUUCGACUCAAAAAAGGGCAGGAGGAUUAUAUGGGGUUGGACUAACGAAACAGACAGUUCUUCAGAUGAUGUUGCAAAAGGUUGGGCUGGAAUCCAUGCAAUUCCCAGGACAAUUUGGUUAGGUGGCGAUGGCAAGCAGUUGCUGCAGUGGCCAGUUCAAGAGAUCGAGUCGCUCCAUACAGGAGAAAUCAGCCAUCAAGGAAUAGAGCUGAAGAAGGGAGAUCUAUUUGAGAUUAAGGGAACUGAUACUUUGCAGGCUGAUGUGGAGAUAGAUUUUGAGCUGACAUCUAACAAUAACACCGAUCCUUUUGACCCUUCCUGGCUUUUGGACACGGAGAAGCAUUGCCGGGAAGCCGACGCAUCGGUUCAUGGCGGCGUAGGGCCGUUUGGACUUGUUGUACUGGCCUCUGACAACAUGGAGGAGCACACUACUGUGCACUUCAGAGUUUACAAAUCACAGCACAAGUACAUGAUCCUCAUGUGCUCUGAUCUCAGAAGGUCUUCCCUGAGACCAGGACUGUACACACCAGCCUAUGGAGGCUUCUUUGAAUUUGAUCUUGAAAAGGAAAAGAAGAUAUCUCUGAGAACUCUGAUUGAUCGGUCGGCGGUAGAGAGCUUCGGUGGUGGCGGCAGGGUCUGCAUCAUGGCCAGGGUCUACCCGGUAGCGCUGGUCGAUGACGGCGGGGCCCGCAUGUAUGCCUUCAACAACGGCAGCAGUACGGUCAGGGUGCCACAGCUCAGGGCAUGGAGCAUGACAAGAGCACAAGUGAAUGUGAACAAGGUGUAAAGUGGUGAUUACCACGGCAGAGCAAAUGCUAAUUGACCUGUGAUUGGAGGACUGGGUUAAUUACUUGAUGAUUCCACUUUCUUGAUUUUCUUUUUUUUUACUUAGCUUUCAUUCAUGAGCAAUGCAAGGUAGAAAUAAAAAGAAAUUCAAUAAAAAGAAGUUAGCUGCCCAUUGCCUUGAUCUCUGGUACUUGGUAGAAAGGGAAAUCUAAUUUAUUUAUUAUUGUAAAGCAGGGAGAAUUGCUGUCAUCAUGUCAUGUUGAAGUAGUGCUGAUGGACAUUUAUGUGCUGCUUUGAUUCAUCUCA